AAAGUUUACCUUGUCACUACCACCAUUGUUCUACGCAACCGACCUUAAAAUCACGCAAAAAUGACUGCCGCUGUAUUCUUCCUUGACCCCCUACUCGCUUUCUACCCAACUCGGUUUUAUCAUCGUGAUAUUAUGGCUUUGGGCGCGAAAAACGAUUCGAAUUCUUCGCCUCGGAAUGACGGCUCUGGUUUCCCCUCCACCCAAGAGAGGAAGACUCCGCCGCCAAAAGAGUCUGUAGCCGAACAGAUACGCUCCUCUGUGCAGAGCACUCCGCUCAGUAAUCACGCCCCAACUGUGAAUCCCACAGCGAAUCCGGAUUAUCUUGUGGCAGAUUUCGACCGGUACAUCCUAGAUGACCUCAGAGACCGCGUUUUCAUGUCCGCCGACCAUUAUUUCUCCAAUAUUCUACAUCUUCCUGCCGACUGGCGGGCGAAUGGCGAGAUAACAUCCAAAAUCGAGGCCGUCAAAAAUGAUGUUGUAUUCAAGAAUCAUGUAAAAGCCUACGUUGCAUUAUGCAAUCAGAGCAAUCCUGGGGAGAAGAACUUCUACCAUCCCCACAGCCUGAUGUGUAACAGUGCAUUCGACGUUCUCGGUGCCACUGAAGAUUCUGGACUCGGCAUCUAUCGACAAGACGCGAAGCCGGUUGACGGCGGUUUAGAAAAGAACAUUCCCGAUACGUUGGGUGUUCUUCGCGCGAUGUUCAACAGUUCCGGAAACGUCGUUGACAACAUGAAGGACAAAGGCCCAGAGUAUAACUUUUCGUGGGCACAAACAAUGCAUUGGCAGGAAUUCAAGCCUAAUGAGUACUACCUCGACGAGGGGACGGAAGCUACUUAUAGAGCUAUGACACCUGAGGGCGAGGAUCCUAAGGGAGAGGUGAGAGGCAAAACCACCGUGCGCCGAGACCCUGGCGGCGUCCUCCCUCCCGUCAAGUCCCGCACUGGCUCUACCACGAAGAAGCGUCGUUCGGAAGAUGAGACUCCUCAUGUCCACUCCAAGUAUCGACGCUCUGGGACGACGCCUGAAGUUUCGAAGGCCAGGAGAGGAACAGACGAGUCGGUGGCACUUAGUUCUGCGAAAGAGGGAAUCGCGGUCGAAGAUGUUGCACGACGGAAGGAGGAAGAAACGCAGGCGCGCCGAGCCGCUCGCCUCCAGUGUGGUCAUUACGCCCACGAGAUGCUGUCUAGCGCCGGCUUUCGGACGCACUGUAUUGGCGCUCUCGUUACGGUAGGACGGAUACAACCCCUCUACUACGAUCACUCGGUCAUCAUCGUGUGCAAACCGAUUGACAUGUUUAUAUGGCACGGCAAGCGGCCGAAGAUUACGGAAGAGGUCGUGACGAACGAGUUCGCGGCAAUGCUUGUGGGAUUGGGUGGACUCACUCUGAAGCAGCGGGGCAUCCAAGAGGAACUCUGCGAUGACAGGGCGCUCAUCGAGAAUUACAAGGCGUACAUGGACAGGUGUGGCGACCCCAAGGACAAGGAGAAUUUUGACAAGACGGCGAUGUUUGUUGGGGUGAAGCUCAAGCUGAAGUUGGGUGAAGAUGAUAAGAAGGUUGAGGUCACCCUUGGCCGAGUUCUUUCACGCCAGCCUGGGAUCGUCGGUCGGAGUACUUGCGUUGUCGAGGCGACAUCGGAGCACGAUGAGUGGAAGGGUAAAGAACUGGUCGUCAAGGUCAGUUGGCCUGCUACCAGUCGAAAAUCGGAGACAGAGUUUGUCAUUACAGCCAGAGAGAAGGCGCGAUCCAUGCCGGAAGGGAAAAGGCCAGACUGGGCCUUAGACCAUUUGCCCGACAUUCUCCUUUCUCAAGACUUUGAUCAUGGCGCGGAUUCUACUCAGGCGAAUCUCGUGGCCUUCUUUGCAAAAGCUAUGUUCGCAGAGGCGGAAAAGUUCGAGUAUGAAAAACGCGUCUGUCGAAUUACAGUCCAGGAGAGGCUGUAUCCUCUUGAAGAACUGCGGACGGUUCAAGAAUAUGCUCAGGUCUUUUUUGAUAUUCUGCAGAUUCACAAAUGGCUGUAUGAUCACCCAGGAAUCCUCCACCGUGAUAUCAGUCCCGGGAAUAUCAUGUGGCGCCGCACUGUCGACGGUCAUUUACGUGGGGUCCUCAAUGACUUUGACUUGUCCGCCUACCGACAUGAGACUGGCCCUUCAUCGCGUCAGCGCACCGGUACUCUACCCUACAUGGCGUUCGAACUCCUCAACAAUGACAACAAUGGUCAUCCACCGAAGCACCUCUAUCGACACGAUGUAGAGUCCAUCUUCUACGUCAUUCUCCUCCUCUGUUGUCGUUACGAGGUUGUGGCUACACAAGACCUUGAUGGACGCCCGAUCCUGGAACGCACGCAUGUCCCUUCCCCAUUCGACAGCUGGUAUAAACUUGAUCGUGAUGGUUUGAAGAACGCAAAAAUUGCUUUCUCCACGAGACAUGACUCAUUCUCUCCUGUGGUAAACAGUGGCUUCACGGACUUUCAGCCCUGGAUAAAUCGCAUUCGCCUGCAAUUCGGGGGGGGGUUCAAUGCUCAGGACCAAAAUAAGCGGUACAAGGAUCUUGGAGUCUCGGAGUCCUUCGACGACGAAACUCUGCAGGCUUGGGUUUCUUACUCACUCAUCGUCAAGAUCUGUAGCGAAUUUGCUGGUUCGGCUCUCAUAGUACACAAUGACCAGCUCAAAGAGGGUGCCUAGUCCUAGAUCAUAGAUCAUAGUCCUCACACUUUCUUGUAGCCUUUUUUUUGCAG
Guyanagaster necrorhizus is the source of this 2735-nucleotide messenger RNA. RefSeq lists its product as uncharacterized. The record is from RefSeq and is a predicted model, not a curated record. Bases 61 to 2682 code for a protein of 873 amino acids. The transcript is spliced from 3 exons. Lineage: Eukaryota; Fungi; Basidiomycota; Agaricomycetes; Agaricales; Physalacriaceae. Gene Ontology annotation, biological process: protein phosphorylation. Gene Ontology annotation, molecular function: ATP binding; protein kinase activity.